Molecule: messenger RNA, 417 nt
Organism: Lachancea lanzarotensis
Lineage: Eukaryota; Fungi; Ascomycota; Saccharomycetes; Saccharomycetales; Saccharomycetaceae
Gene: FPR2
Product: LALA0S11e00716g1_1
Exons: 1
Coding region: 1-417 (138 amino acids)
Biological process (GO): protein peptidyl-prolyl isomerization
Molecular function (GO): peptidyl-prolyl cis-trans isomerase activity
Source: RefSeq, a predicted model, not a curated record
AUGCAAUUAACCAAAGUAUUCGGUCUUCUAGGGCUUUCCUGUGGUGUCCUAGCUGGAAAUUUGACUGCUCUUGACAUCAAGAUUGUCAAAACCAUUCCCGCGAGUGAAUGUAAAGUAAAGGCUGAAGACGGAGACAUUGUUUCUGUCCACUACUCUGGAUCUCUAGAUGGCUCAACUGAUCUAUUCGAUUCAUCUUACCAAAGAGGAGUUCCAAUUUCUUUUGAGCUAGGUUCUGGUCGAGUGAUUCAAGGUUGGGAUCAAGGCAUAAAGGGUAUGUGCAUUGGUGAAAAACGUGAAUUACGUAUUCCUAGCAGCUUGGGUUAUGGUGCCCGUGGUGCUGGUUCGGUUAUACCACCAAAUUCUGAUCUUUUCUUUGAGACUACGUUGGUGGAUGUAAGAAGACGGGAUGAGCUCUGA